AUGUCCAGAAAGAUCAUCAUCGACACCGAUCCUGUACGACUUCCAACGCCAUCAAAUGCAUCGACAUAGCUAAGGUUUUUCUAGGGUGUCGACGAUGUCCUCGCCCUCUUGCUGGCCUUAGCUGCCACUCCUGAAGAGCUGGAAAUCUUGCUCAUCUCGGUGACCUACGGCAAUAUCGACGUUCGCAACUGCCUUCGGAAUGUGAUUUCUCUCUUCCAUCAUGUCGAGCAAGAGAUUGAAUGGCGCAAGUCUCAAGGGCGCGAUCCCGGUUUUCAGACGCUUCGAAAGACGAAGCCGAUCGUUGCUGUUGGACCCGAUCAUCCGUUGGCUGAACAAACUAUGAUGGUGAGUGCUUCAAGACUCGGAAGGCACUUUUGGCGAAAUAAUCGCUUACCUUUGCAAUUUUGAUUUCAGGCCGACUUCUUCCGUACGAAUGAUCUCCCUCAGGGAAAUACCAGUUUGUACUAACUAGCGUCGUAGAUGGGAGAGAUGGACUUGCGGGAAUCCAUGAAACGGUACGCGGUGCUAUCACGCUGUACGACAAACGAAACGGCUGACUCUUGCAAGCAUCCUCAUAUGACUCCAGCCGAUACUUGGAAGUCCCUCUUUGAUCGCUCCCAACAGUCAUCCGAUCCAGAAGAGCAUGCCGUCGCUGAAGAAUUGGCCAAUAAAGACGCUCUCUUCAUCCCUUCUAAGAAGCCAUCCAGCGAAGAGAUUCUCCGCCUCCUCCGAGACAACGAACCAGAUACAAUCACAAUCGUAGCAAUCGGUCCACUCACCAACCUCGCCCUAGCCGCUGCUCAGGACCCCGAAACUUUCCUCCGAGCAAAAGAAAUCGUAGUCAUGGGCGGCAACAUCAACGACAUCGGAAAUGUAUGUGGAAAUCUUUCACCUUCGUCUACGAACAUCAUCUCAGCCCCCGAGCCACUCUUCCGCCUCACCAAACAACCCACAGGACCCAUCAGAACUCAACUAAACUCCCGCAACCAGAUCACCCCCGUAGCAGAAUUCAACACCUUCGCCGAUUCCAUCGCCGCCGCCCGCGUCUACGCCCUCUCAUCCCAAGACCCGAAAACCACCAUGCCCCCUCCCAUUCCUCCAACCUCCACCAACGAGCAGACCGUCCUACGUCCUUAUCCGGAAACCCUCUCCCGCCAACUCAAAAUCACAAUGUUCCCCGUAGACAUCACCCACCGCCACAACCUCUCCCGAGGAGUCUACCGCACGAUCCUCGCCUCCCCCUCGACCUCAAACUCUCCCCUGGCAUCCUGGCUCUCCGCCUUCCUAACAUCCACCUUCCGAAAAAUCGAAUCCCUGCAACAGGAAGCUUCCGGCGACGACGUAAAUCUCGGUCUCCACGACCCCCUGACCAUCUGGUAUUGCAGUACGUCUCCUGCCUUUCCCUUUCCAAAAAAAACCCAGCCUCAUCCUCACACUCACACUCCAUCUAACACAAAAAGCCAGUGACCGACCCAGCUACCUGGCAAAUCAACGAAGACGAAGACAUCCGAAUCGAGACUUCCGGGCAGUGGACGCGGGGCAUGUGUGUCGUCGACCGCCGCACUCGUCGGAAGCGCGCCGAGGGCGAGGAAGGGGAGAAGGCCGGCGAUACGGGGAACUGGCUGAGCCGUCGGGGUGGGAAUCGUUUGCGAAGAGCGGUGAGAAGUCCCGCGGGCGGAGAGGAAGGGUUUGGAGGCUUGAUGUUGAGGAGGAUUCUCAACAUGGAGUAA
Lecanosticta acicola is the source of this 1730-nucleotide messenger RNA. The record is from the annotation of a GenBank genome assembly. Lineage: Eukaryota; Fungi; Ascomycota; Dothideomycetes; Mycosphaerellales; Mycosphaerellaceae.